AUGCGUCUCUUCAAAAGUGCCAACGAAAAUUAUGAUACAUUUGUGAUGUCGGACACCUUAUUGACAAGGAAAACAUAUGAUGGCACAGUUGUGAUGUUGUACACCUUGCUGGCCAGGAAAACAUAUUCUUUGCGUACACCGUACGUGACCAACUCCUACAUGCUCAGUCAGUUAUCCUACCGAGAAGUACCGGAAUCAUUGGCCGGUGUGGCAGCCGGCUGGGCCCCGCAUCGUCGGCGUGACCAUUUCCGUCAGUCACAUUUCAUUCCCUGUGCAAACUUGUUGAUGGUUAUGAUGGCAAGGAUAGUGAAAAGAGGAAGAUCUUUAAAAAAGUCAUCUUCGAGUGUUGAACCACCGUCAGAAUCCGUCGAAGGUUCCGAAUCUGAUCACACCGCUGAUGAGUCUGAGGAAGAGUCAGCGAACGAAUCUUCUAUUCUACCAUCCGAUCGAAGCAAUGGGGGUGCUCACGAUGGAGAAUCUGGGUCGGAAGAGGAAGUCAUGUUGAAUGUUGACUCUGAUGAAGAGUUGCAACUUGCGUUUGAGAAGGGUCUCCUGAAGCCUGGUUUGAAUGCAUUUGGAGUCCAGAAUAAGAAAGUCUACGUGAAUGACGAGAACGCCUUGAUGUCGAAAUUUGACGGCUUCAAAUUGGAUUUACCACCUUUGGAAGUUCUAAGCAUGACGCUGAAACCUGCGGCACUUGCUCCUGAAUUAGCGAUUGAGGAAGAAGCGCAUGCUGAGAAACGGUUGAAGCUUUUUGAAGCAAGAGCUGCAAAGAAUCUGUCUCGUGGUCAAAAGCCAAAGAAAGACUCGUCUCUAGAUAGUGAUCUAGUUCAUAAUGACUUCAAACGCGAGAUCAUGUUCUAUCGUUUGGCUCAAGCAGCGGUGUUGAAAGGAAUUCCGGAAUUGAAAGUAUUGGGGGCUAAAACAAAGAAGCCAACGGACUAUUUCGCUCAAAUGGCGAAGACUGACGAACACAUGCAACGAGUGCGGCAUAAACUGUUAGAUGAGGAGGAAAAGGCAGAAAACUCCGCCAAAGCGCGGCGACUUCGUGAGUUGAAAAAAUUCGGCAAACAGGCCCAAGUGGCGGUUUUACAGCGCCGGCAUGAUGACAAGAAACAGAUCAUGGAACAGAUUAAAAAAUUCAGGAAAGGUCAAAAAGAUGCGUUGAAUUUCUUGGACGGAUCUGGUAGCAUGCCCAAGCCUGGCAAGAAGGAGUCUCGUGAGCGAAACGUCAGCACACAGAAGUCCAGAAAAAAACGUGUGGCAAAAGACAAUAAGUAUGGUUUUGGUGGUCAAAAGAAGCGGUCGAAGUACAACACGAGAGACAGCACCGAUGAUGUUGGAGAGUUUGGUUCCAAGUCGCUUGGUAAAAUUGGAAAGCGACCGAAAAACUAUUUUCGCGGCGAAGCUUCCAAUAUAAAAGUGACGAAAAUGACGCAAAAGCCGCCCCCGCGUAUGCGCUGCUUUUUUGACAUUUCUAUUGGCGGAAAUGCUGCUGGGCGGAUAGUGUUUGAAUUGUUCAAUGACCUAUGUCCAUUGACGUGCGAAAACUUUCGAGCUUUGUGCACUGGGGAGAAGGGGAUAGGGAAAAUAUCGAAGAAACCCCUACAUUAUCGAAACGCGCCGAUUCACCGAGUUGUGAAGAACUUCAUGAUACAAGGAGGAGAUUUCACCAAUGGCAACGGAACUGGCGGCGAAUCCAUCUACGGGCGAAUGUUCGAAGACGAAAACUUUGAAAUGAAACACAAAAAGCCAUUCCUCCUUUCAAUGGCGAACAAGGGACCGAACACGAAUGGAUCGCAAUUCUUCAUAACGACUCAAGCGACGCCGCAUUUGGAUGGAGUCCAUGUUGUGUUUGGACACGUGCUGGAUGGUUCUAAAAUUGUUUCGGAAAUUGAAAGUCUUGCGACGGAUAAGAGCAAUCGUCCAACCGAAGACGUCAUCAUCUCAAACUGCGGCGAGCUGAUCCGAGUACUCAAGAAGAAAAAUGCCUCCCCAGCUCCCAAACAUAAAGUCGAGAAGCCGAAGAAAAAGAAGAGAAAGAAGGAAUCGAAGGACCGCAAGCGACGCAGUUCGGGCUCUGAUUCGGGAUCCGAUUCAGCCCCCGGCGGAUCCGAAGACGAAGAGUUGCGCCGUAAAUCCCGCCCAUCCAAACGCAACAAUAAAUCCAAGGAAGACAGGCCGCGAGAGCCGCAAAGGCAUAGGGAAUCCCGUAGCAGAUCCAAGGAGGAUCGCGAUCGUUCGACAAAACGAAAAGAUGGACCACCCGCGGCGUCUCCCCAACCUCCGACGGAAGAUCAAGAGCCAUUUGACAAGUCGACGUUGCAUCCAUUAGCGACCGUGAGUGCUCUGGACGCCGGAGACAUCCCCGAGGUGCCGAAGAACAAAUUUCUGUAUAGAACCGACGAGUUGCCAGAGAAGGUGCAGACGGAGAAGCGACGUUCGCCGCCGACCAGGAGAGGGAGAGAGAGUUCGUUGUCGCCGCCGCCGCCGCGGCGGCCGGACAGGCGAGGUAGGGACAGGGACCGUGAGAGAGAGCGUCGUCAGCCGUCUCCGGAGAGGCCGAAGCGAGAUCAGUUCCGUGGAUUUACGCGAAGCGGGCGGAGGAUUAAGGGCAAAGGAGUGCUGAGGUACCGAACGCCAUCCAGAAGUAGGUCGCGCAGUGUUACACCUCCUCACUGGCGGAAUGCGCAGAGACGAACGAUUUCAUUGGCUCAGUACGAGAAAAUUAAAGAACAGCACAAGAAGUGGGAGGAAGAUCGAGCCCUGCGGGAAGAAGAGCGGAAGAAACGGCUCGAAGAGCGCAGUCUGAAAGAGGAAGAAGAGUUGCGUAAACGACUUCUGGAGAAAAUGGAGCGUCGAAAGCAGGAAGUGUCUUCCGAUUCCGGCGAGAAGCCCAGGCGUCGUUUCACUGAGAAUCCAUCGUCAUCUGAAAAUCGUGACGAAGAAAGCAGCGCUAUCGAGAAGGUAGCUAAGAACUAUGGCGGGAAUUCUUCCAACGAAAGCUCGCCAUCUGGAAGAAACGGCUUCCGAGACGAAGAAGCGAAACCCGACCUUUCCAAGUUGACUGCCCAGGAAUUGGUCUCCGGUCGAUACUCGGAUGGUUCCGACUCUGAUACCCCGAGACAACAGGAACAGUUCCGCGAUGGUGGACGUCGGUCUGCGUCUAGAGAGCGAUUGAUGUAGAAUUUGCAAUAUUUCUUCUCUGAUUCCUCUAUUUCUCCUUUCCUUUUUCUGUUUUUUUUUCAUUCGGCAUUCCUGAGGGAUUUUUGAUGUAAUCAUUUUUUCCUUGAUCGACAAAAAACUUUAAACCUGGCCAUAUAGUUGGACCGAGUGCAUUUAAUGUGUCAAGCGUGCGACAUAAUUUGUAAGGUCAACUUGGUAGAGUUUAUAUUUUUUCGAUAAUUCCAAUUACUGAGAUCGUUUCCCAUUAUGUGCUGCCACACAUUCGUGCUGAUUCCUGUCCGUUCGCAUUUCCUGUACAUGUGUACUACUUAAAAAGGAAAUUAUGUUCCCGAUAAAAAUUGAAAGAUCUCGCCCGGCGAAUACCCGUCUUCAGCUGGAAUUGUAAUCCACAUGGUAAUUGUAAUUCGUGUUUUGAGGAAUAAGAUUCUUACUUCGAAGCCCCACAACCUGAUUUCGUGGCGCUCUUCGCACUCGUGUAGAUGUCGCUCGGAUUCUGUACAAGUUGGGUGAUUUUUUUUUCUUGUUAGGGUGAUUUACAACAGGUAAAUUUUGGUCCAGUUCGAUGAGGUUACUUCAAAUGAAGUUAGGCGAGUCAUUCAUUAGCUGACACCUGCGUGUCUUUCCAUUGAGUAACUUCUGGCGUUGAAAUGGGAAUACCGUAACUUGAUGCCCGAGAAACUGACUUUUUUCUGCUUUAUUGGGCAUGGAAUUCCUUAAUUUCAUUCUUUCAUUUUGGUAAUUUUUCUAAAUGUUUGAAUACUGUACUUUUUUCGUUCUUUGCCUUUUUUAUUGGCUUAAAAUUCCUUUUUUCAGAUUUCAGCGCAACUGUGCCGAUGGUUUCCCCGGGUGGUAACAAAUGUAAACCUUUAUCUUCAAUUAUUCCUCUCUUAUCUGAAUUACUGCUGGUCAACUUUUAUUGAGAGUUGACCCAUUCAGUUCUUAGUAAAGUUGCCUCUCGAAUAUUUUGCGGUCAUGUGUUCAUUUUUUUUUCUAAAUUUCACAGGUAAGGCGUUUUUUCUUCCCUCGUGUGGCAAAUUUUCAGCUUUGAUUUUUUUUAUUCACUUUUUUCAUCAAAUUCAUACGUUAUUGUUUUCCAGUUUUCCGAGCCCUUAGUUCUCUCUCUGCGCGGAUUCCAGAGUUGUUCCGGGCAGGAAUGAAAUGUACUUUCGUCGUGUGAGACGCGCGAGUUGUAAUUAUUCUUUGGGGGUGGGUCAAAAAAAUUUGGAAUGAAUAUGGACAUCUCGUUCAAGUGUUUCCCAAAACCAAUUGAACGUGGUUUUAUUUUGUUCGAAAAAAAGCGGUACUUCCUUUCUUCUAUUCCUCGAUUUCCGUUUACUGUGCCCAAUGUUGAAAGAAUAACGUGCUGGCGUUCAUUGUUCCACAUGGAUUUCCCUUCCCCUUUUUUUCCUAUGUAAGGUUGCCUGACGUUCAAAUAUAACUUCGAAUUGUCGGCUGAGAAUAUUUGAAGCCGUCGAAUGAUCUAUCAA
This is a messenger RNA of Notodromas monacha, 4673 nucleotides long. Lineage: Eukaryota; Metazoa; Arthropoda; Ostracoda; Podocopida; Cyprididae. The record is from the annotation of a GenBank genome assembly.